AUGGCGCAUGCGAUUUUGGGGUACCAGCUCCCUCUUCGUGCUGGCGGAGGCGGCCAGCCUUCAGAGGCCGCGACAGAUUUCUCCCUGGAGCCUUUCGCAGAGUCCGUCCUUUCGCAUCUCGUCUCAGCGAGGAAAGAGAUCUCGUCACAAGAUGGGAAAAUGUUCGCUGAUGAGAAGUCGUUCUUGACGUACAUGGCUUCCGACCAGUCGAACGCAAUGUCGACACCCAUGGGCAACGACCUGAGCUACCCCAUGUCCUCUUACUUCAUAAGCUCCAGUCAUAAUACAUAUCUUUCUGGCCAUCAGCUCUAUGGCGAUGCCUCUGUGUAUGCCUAUACCAACGUUCUCAGGCGCGGGUGUAGGUGUUUGGAAAUAGACGUAUGGGAUGGUGAAAGCGACCCUGAAUCCAGCACCUCGGACGACGAGGAGGACAAGUCUGAUAAGUCUGACCCGAAGCCAUCGCGCUGGAAUAGAGUCAAAGCUCGAGCAGCGCGCAUGCGCUCAAGCUCGCGGUCAGAAUCCCUUGCGGCCACCACCAGCAAUACCAUGUCCGACAAGUCGUCUGUUCCGCCGGCUUCUCAACCCCAAAACACGCUACAGCGAGAGUCGUUUGCCUAUGACCCCAACCAUCUUUCACCACAGCCUUCACCCUCAAUUCUUCCCAAGGGUGAGCCGCGAGUACUUCAUGGUUAUACACUGACUCAACCCAUCACCUUUCGCUCUGUCUGCCAUGCUAUCAGGGAUUCGGCUUUUUUGAGCACAGAACUGCCAUUGAUCGUAUCCCUAGAAGUGCACGCCUCCCUUUCCCAACAAGAGGUCAUGGUCGAGAUCAUGCGCGAUGUUUGGUCCGAGUUCCUAGUAUGUCUGCCCAAAGGCACAGACAUUUCGGCGCUUCCUUCUCCAAAGUCACUCAUGCGAAAGAUUUUGAUCAAAGUUAAGUGGGUCCCGAAUACAGAAACCGGAGAAUCCAAUGACCCAAUUGAGCAUGUGAGCUCAAAUUCCACGGAUGGAGCGGGAAGCGAUGCAAUAUCCAGUUCCCCAGAGAAACGGAAAAAGGCCUCGAAAGUGCUGGCUGCCCUUUCAGAAUUGGGGAUCUAUACUCGGGCCUAUACGUUUAGGCAUUUCUCACAGCCUGAAGCCACUAUCCCAACACACGUCUUCAGUUUGUCGGAGAAGAAAGUUCGCAAUAUGCAAGACGACCCGUCGCAUGGUCCUGCCUUGUUUAAGCACAACAGAAAUUUCCUCAUGCGCGUGUUUCCCAGAGGCACGAGAAUCAACAGCUCAAAUGUUGAUCCGGUCUUCCAUUGGAGACAGGGUGCCCAAAUGGUAGCUUUGAAUUGGCAGAAACUGGACAAGGGAAUGAUGCUCAACGAGGGAAUGUUCACGGGAACAGGUGGUUGGAUGCUCAAGCCAGAGGGCUAUCGCAGCACCGCAAUCCAUGGACGCGCAAACUCGCAAAGAGAAAUUGAACCGCAAAGGCAGCCUCUAGAUCUGGAAAUUCGACUUCUCGCAGCGCAACGGCUCCCCAUCCCUACCGAUAAGGAUAUCUCGCACGCCUCCAAAAUGAGACCAUAUGUCAAAAUGCAAUUACACGUCGAUUCUCUUUGCUCUCCUGACUAUGGUAAAGGUUCGGACCGGUUCGGCGACGCCAAAAAGGAAACCGAUCCACAUGGCGGUGAAGAAAUCAACCCCAGCCUCUUUAAACGUAGAUCCGCCAGCGCCCGCACCGAUUGUCCCGAUUUCAAGGGUGAGGUAAUGAGCUGGCUGAAUAUGUCAGACGUCCUCCAAGAAUUGAGCUUCAUUCGCACGGGCGUCAUCAUCAUGCCACUGUUUCCAGCGUUCAAGCGACAGAAGCUCGCCUGA
This is a messenger RNA of Cladophialophora bantiana CBS 173.52, 1863 nucleotides long. RefSeq lists its product as uncharacterized. NCBI's taxonomy places the organism in Eukaryota, Fungi, Ascomycota, Eurotiomycetes, Chaetothyriales, Herpotrichiellaceae. The record is from RefSeq and is a predicted model, not a curated record. Gene Ontology annotation, biological process: phosphatidylinositol-mediated signaling; lipid metabolic process. Gene Ontology annotation, molecular function: phosphatidylinositol-4,5-bisphosphate phospholipase C activity. The transcript is spliced from 2 exons. The coding region runs from base 1 to 1863 and encodes 620 amino acids.